Leptonychotes weddellii (Weddell seal) is the source of this 564-nucleotide messenger RNA. RefSeq names its product urocortin (gene UCN). Gene Ontology annotation, biological process: negative regulation of feeding behavior. Gene Ontology annotation, cellular component: extracellular region. The record is from RefSeq and is a predicted model, not a curated record. Gene Ontology annotation, molecular function: hormone activity. Lineage: Eukaryota; Metazoa; Chordata; Mammalia; Carnivora; Phocidae.
AGCUAUAUAAGGCUGGCGGCGGUCCCGGGACAGACCCCGUGGUCCCCACAGCGCCCUCAGCCCGCCCGAGGGACAGAGAGCGGAGCCCCGUCCUGCGACGUGCAGACACUCUCCCGCAACCUGGCCGGCGGCACCAUGAAGCAGGGGGGACGCGCGGCACUGCUGGUGGCGCUGCUGCUCCUGGCACAGCAGCGCCCGGGGAGCAGCCGGUGGAGCCCGGAGGCGGCGGCGGCCGGGGUCCGGGACCCGAGUCUGCGCUGGAGCCCCGGGGCGCGGAACCAGGACGGCGGGGCCCGCGCGCUGCUCUUGCUGCUGGCCGAGCGCUUCCCGCGCCGCGCGGGGCCCGGCCGGUGGAGAUCCCGGACCGCGGGCGAGCGGCCGAGACGGGACGACCCUCCGCUGUCCAUUGAUCUCACCUUCCACCUGCUGCGGACCCUGCUGGAGCUGGCGCGGACACAGAGCCAGCGGGAGCGCGCCGAGCAGAACCGCAUCAUAUUCGAGUCGGUGGGCAAGUGAUCGGCGCGGUCUGCAGCCACGAAAACCUCGACCCCCGUCCCCCACCCC